UUCAUUUUCUAACUCAACAACUUAACAACCCCUUUCAAUUUCCAAUCCUUAGCUCCUAACUAUCUAUUCAAACACAAUUCAAGAAGAGAUUGAUAUUAUUCUUUAUAAUUUUUCCCAUUUCCAUGUUAUUUGCUGCUAAUUCUUCACCCUUCUGCUUAGAUAAGUGUUUUGCUCAUUGUAAGUCUGAUUAGAUUAAGUGUAGAAAGAAAAAUAUGGAGAAUAGUUGGAGCUGGGAGCAGAAGACACUGAUUAGUGAGCUAAUCCAAGGGAUGGAGCUGGCAAAACAGUUGAGGGUACAUUUGAACACAGCAUCAUCUGUUGAAAUUAGGGACUCCUUAGUACAGAGGAUUUUAACUUCAUAUGAGAAGUCUCUCUUGAUUCUCAACUGGAGUGGAUCGCUGGGGCAGCAGCAGCAACAGCAACAGCAACAGCAGCAAAAUGUUGGAGCCACGGCUGGUAAUGUCCCAGAGUCUCCUUUAUCCAUGCAUGGCAGUCCUGGAAGUGAUGAUUUUGAUGGGGGUCACAAUGACGUCUCUAAGAAGAGAAAGACGAUGCCCAGAUGGACAGAUCAAGUUAGAGUGAAUUCUGAGAAUGGCCUGGAAGGACCCCAUGACGAUGGGUAUAGCUGGAGAAAGUAUGGGCAGAAAGAUAUUCUUGGAGCCAAAUAUCCCAGAAGCUAUUACAGAUGCACCUACAGAAAUACCCAGAACUGCUGGGCUACAAAGCAAGUGCAAAGAUCAGAUGAUGAUCACACCAUAUUUGAUGUCACUUACAGGGGACUACACACUUGUUGUCAUGGCCGACAAUCAGUUGCACCACCAGCAUCACCAGAAAAACAAGAACAGAAACAAAACAUUAAUCAACAGCAGCAAUCACAAGAUGCUCUCUUUAACUUUCAAAGGGUCCUGAAGGUUAAUACUGAGGACUUGGACAAUAAAGAGAUGGCAUUUCCUUUCUCUUUUCCUCCUACAUAUGGAAGCAUGAAAACUUCAGGCACUUGUUCUCAAUCUUCUAUAUCUCCAGCCACCCCUGAAUCAAACUACUGCUCUGUUUCACCAUUCCAGACGAACAAUUUUGUAGGGGUUCAAAAUUUGCAGUACUGUUCUGAAUCCAAUUUCACUGAGAUAAUUUCCGCCAAUACUUCCGCUGCCAAUUCUCCAGUUGUGGAGCCAGAAUUCUCUCUUCAGUCACUGGAGUUGGAUCCAAACUUUCCAUUUGACACACCAGGAUUUUUCUCAUAACUCCAGUAAGACGCUGAAAAUAAGAAAUGAGAAACACUUUUCACUUAGCACUUACUAUAGUUGUGCAGCUUGCAUCACAAGCGAGGAGAGGAUGCAUGUAAUAUGGGAUUAGUUGUUAUAGUAUUGUGAAAUUUUGAAGUAUUGUAAUAAAUAACAAUACCAGUUUGUUGUGAUCGGAAA
Messenger RNA from Hevea brasiliensis (rubber tree), 1421 nucleotides. Its product is annotated as probable WRKY transcription factor 53. The transcript has 3 exons. Gene Ontology annotation, molecular function: transcription cis-regulatory region binding; DNA-binding transcription factor activity. The record is from RefSeq and is a predicted model, not a curated record. Gene Ontology annotation, cellular component: nucleus. Bases 213 to 1241 code for a protein of 342 amino acids. Gene Ontology annotation, biological process: regulation of DNA-templated transcription. Lineage: Eukaryota; Viridiplantae; Streptophyta; Magnoliopsida; Malpighiales; Euphorbiaceae.